GUAAGAAGCGGAAUGAAUUUGUUCAAAUUCCGGAUAAGUAAACUCGGAAUCGGUAAGCCGAAACGCCCGAUGUACCUCUGUGUUCCUGGAUGUGAAACAAGAUUCGAAUGAUCCAGCGAGGGACUUUAUUUCCUCUUCUGCUUCCAUUCCUUGCUUGAGCCUCACCACCGUCGAACGGUCAAACGUCUUCUCAACCCCAACACACUCUUUAACACAAUAUCUUCAUAUGCCAAUAGCGCAUAUAACAUGCCCAAUUUCUUUGUCUGGUUGCGUUAUAUUGUUUUCGCUACAUCCGUCACCUGCAGCGCUGUGAUUGCCAGUGUAUCGGUGUGGAAUCUGGGUUUUGCUCAAUCGUCCUCUAAACCUCUGGAUCAAGUUAUCCAAGUAGACAGCUUUGGGAUCUUCGUAGGGGCAUUCUCGCUUGUAGGAGUAUUUACGAUCAUCUUUGCUGAAGUAGGUCGUACAAAUGUUUUCACGACUCGGAUAUGGUUCGAUUGCCUUUGGUCUGGGCUCUUUUUCUUGCUGAACAUCAGUGCCGCAUCCGUGAUAACUGCUCUUCUACCGUCCCAAAUGUGUAAAAACACGCAUAAACUCCCCAGCGAGGCUUGCACGUCGACUAAGGUACUUCAAGGCUUUACUUGGCUUAUCACCACUUUGUUAUUCGCCUACUUUCUCACCAUCUUCAUAACUGUCUUCGUCUAUUCCGGAAGCGAUCCUACGUUAUGGCGAUAUAGCAUCUACGACCUAUCCACCUAUGAUCGUAGUAACAACAGCACCAGGCUACGGUCGCCGCCUUCCUCUCCUAUGCCCCGCAUGUCGUCCCUUAAACGAUUCGUCAAGCCACCGUCUAUUCCGUCUAUAGCCGCACCACGGCCGCAAAGACCUAUCAAUAACACUGUGGCAGCUAUAAUGCCCUAUGCCUAUCGUUCUGGACUAAGUCCGGAUUAUCAGAUAGAACAUUUCCAAUUUCCUGCCAGGUCGGCUCGACAAUCGCAGCAGGAGUCAAACCUACAGCGUAUGCCGACUGCUGCAGGUGCAGGACCAAGAAACUUGUACCCAGACUACUUGCGUUCAUCUCUACCACCAGAUCCACAACGCUCGUCUACUUUCUCCACAAACCGAUCCUCCGCUGUUCCCGGCGAUGGCCCUUCUCCGUACCCACAGGGAUCAUCACCACCGCCUCUAGGGGAUUGGCCGCGCCCUGAUAUCAUGACACAAGCAUCAAGACGCUCACACCGGAUAACUCCCAAGACGAUUCCGACUUCUGUAACACUUGAUAUUGAAGCAAUCCCGGAUGUGUCAAAUAACUCGCGUUCGAAGCCUUCUGGACCCCGCAUCCGUUCUGGCUCAAUCUCGAUAGGGAACAGCAUGAGUGCCAGCCGUCCACCUCCUUUAGAUCUGUCCGAUAUCAGUGCUCUGAGGCCAAAUCGGUGAUGGGUAAGGGAUAUGGUAGGCGCAGGCGCGAUGGUUUUUUUUUGGGGAUGUUGUGUAGUUUGUAUGUAUAUGAGGGAUAUGUUAGGUUGGUAGUAUCUCACACUUUGUAUCUGUAAUAAUUGGGCAAAACUUGUUGGGAACUUGUUGGAAAUUGCAUGUAGUGACUGUCAA
Messenger RNA from Lentinula edodes (shiitake mushroom), 1605 nucleotides. RefSeq lists its product as uncharacterized. The transcript is spliced from 7 exons. The record is from RefSeq and is a predicted model, not a curated record. Lineage: Eukaryota; Fungi; Basidiomycota; Agaricomycetes; Agaricales; Omphalotaceae. The coding region runs from base 247 to 1434 and encodes 395 amino acids.